Molecule: messenger RNA, 767 nt
Organism: Medioppia subpectinata
Lineage: Eukaryota; Metazoa; Arthropoda; Arachnida; Sarcoptiformes; Oppiidae
Source: the annotation of a GenBank genome assembly
AUUGAAUUGAAGUGAAUGUAAAUAAAAGCACCGAUUGUUUGAAACAUUGGUUUAAUAUUACUGUAAUUGUAUUACAAUUGUUGUAUUCAUUUGAUUGCCAUUCAGUCCAACACUUUGUCCCCAAAAUGUCCGACAAAUUAAAAUUACUUCAACUCAACGACGAUGAAGUGAUGAGAAGAAAGCUAUUACUGGACGGCGACGGCGUUGGAGACGACCGCCGACUGACCAUCGGUUUGAAGCAAUUCAUCAAAUGGUGUCUUACGGACGACGAGACUCCCGAUGAAAGAGUAUUGAAUUACGAGAAGAUAUUAUUGACGUUAAGUCAAUGCGAGCUUUCGAUGACUAAAUCGGAACAAACACUUCGUAUGAUAUCUCAAGAGAUGGAAAAUUACGAGAAUCUGUACAAAAAGAUCGACAAAUCGAUUACCGAUUGCCAGCAAAAGCUCAUCAAAUGCAAGGAAGAGCUGAUGGAAGCGAAGAGAGUCCGCAAAAACAAAUGCGAAUACGAAUCGAUGGCAACCGUUAUUAACAGACAUUCCGAUCGUUUGGAAACAAUGAAUAGACUGCAAGAACUGGAAGACGAGAUCAAACGAUUGCAACAAACGAAGAAUGAUAUACAGAAUAAGUUGGAAAAGAGACGCAAACAGUUUCAGGUCCUCUUAGGAGCCGCACAUCAAUUGAAUCAAAUCCUUAACGAAGAAGAAUCGGUCGAAUCGAAUGACAUGAUUGCUGUGGCGGACGGAUCCGACAAAAUGGACACAAACUGA